AUGUCAAUGCAGGCGUUGGAACUCUAUUCGGACGCUUCUUGCGAUCGGGGAGUGUCGACAUCGAUCGCCUUAGGUGGUGCGUGUUCGAGCUCGGAUUGUUCAGCCACCAUUAUCGCAGGUAGCACGUACUACGCUGAAAGUAGCUGUUUGUCCGAUGUGUACGAGUACACGCAGGAUUUCUUCGACGAGACGCCCUAUUUGCUCGUUGAUAUGUACGCCGAGCCGGAGUGUUCCACGUAUGUUGGGUCAUCAGCUUUGGCUGCUUUGGGCGAGUGUGUAGCGGCUGGAAGUGAUGAUCGACACGUCGUUGCGACUCUGUUUACAAACGGAUCGGCCUUGGUGACGUACUACCUUGAUCAAACGUGCACUCUCCCUUCUUCUUCGUCGCUCCUGAUCCCCAAAGGUGCUAUCACGAACCACCCGUGCUCCAACGGCAGGAAGUAUUACUCAAGUUUGGAGGGUCGAGCUACCAAUGGCAUUGACAACUCGAACUCUUCCGAGUCAAAGGACGGUAUCUCCGGGGUGUCCAUUACUGGAAUUGUCGUCGCGCUUGUUCUUCUCGUGGUUGUUGCAAGUGCCCUCUUGUACAAAGUACAUCAGCAGCGUCGCCGAUCGAAACGGCAUCCCGGUCAAGAUCCGACUCAGCUUGACAUUGUCAGCAGUGACGGCUACGAAGAGCACGAAAGUCCAGUGAAGCUUCAAACGUCAACAGGAACGGGCUUGUCGAUGAACCCUCACCAUCGGCAUGCCAAGAUUUGGGACGAUGACGUUGUUGUUGCUGCACGCAUUCCUCGGGAUCAAGUCAAGAUCGAAGAGCUGCUCAGUCGAGGCGGAUAUGGAGAGGUGUACAUUGGGAGGUAUAAAGGGAGUCAAGUUGCGGUAAAGAUGCUACUUCCUGAGAAGAAGAAGGCCAUGUCACAGGUGAAUGCUUUUCUAUGUGAGGUUAAGUUGAUGGCAUGUCUGGACCAUCCUCGUAUUGUAUCAUUCAUCGGAGUUGCUUGGGACCAGCUUGUGGACAUUUGCGUGGUUUCCGAGUACAUGUCUGGUGGCGAUCUCAAGGCUCUUCUCACUGAGUAUGAGAACCGUGACCAUCCGGUUGGGUUUGACCAUCUGAAGGUCAAGAUUGCGUUCCACGUCGCGAUUGCACUGGCUUACUUGCACUCGUGUUCUCCUCCCGUGAUCCACCGCGACUUGAAGUCGAAAAACAUCCUGCUUGACGAAGCAAUGGAUGCAAAGGUGACGGACUUUGGUAUUUCUCGAGAACGGAUUGACGCUACCAUGACAGGCGGCGUUGGCACGUCUUUCUGGAUGGCACCCGAGGUGAUGAUGGGCGAGCGAUAUGACGACAAAGUGGACAUGUUCUCGUUCGGCGUCGUGCUCUCCGAACUCGACUCGCACGUUUUGCCGUACGCUUCAGUGGGUCGAAGCAGUACGAACCGUUCAUCCGGGACGCGUAACCUACCGAGCGCAGCGAUCUUGCAAAUGGUGGCAGCUGGCGUACUGCGCGUUGAGUUUUCGGAAGCAAGUCCCCGGUCGAUCGUCGACUUGGGUCUGGCAUGUGUUUCACUGGAUCCGAACGAGCGACCUACAGCGGCUGAAGCAGUGCAAAAACUUCGGCGAAUACUGACUGAGGAAGUAUAG
Messenger RNA from Peronospora matthiolae, 1641 nucleotides. NCBI's taxonomy places the organism in Eukaryota, Oomycota, Peronosporomycetes, Peronosporales, Peronosporaceae. The record is from the annotation of a GenBank genome assembly.